Molecule: messenger RNA, 1111 nt
Organism: Triticum aestivum (bread wheat)
Lineage: Eukaryota; Viridiplantae; Streptophyta; Magnoliopsida; Poales; Poaceae
Exons: 8
Coding region: 107-742 (211 amino acids)
Source: RefSeq, a predicted model, not a curated record
AAACACUCGUGGCCCAGGCCGGGUCGUCCACUCCCGUCCCACCCCAUCCUUUCCACGGUGGCCGGAGCGAGUCCCUCCGUCCCUGCCCACCACCGGCGAGCAAACGAUGAACUCGUCGGCGGUCACCUGCUGCUACUGGCCCCCACCACCCCACGCUCCCGGCGGCAAGGCAUCACCCUCUCCACGCCUCAACAACAAGAGCAGCACAAGAAUCGGACGAAGGGACCUGGUGCUCAGGAGCAGCGAGCUCGCCACGCUCGCCGCCAUCUUCCACUUCAGUGGCACCAAGCCGAGCUACCUUGGCGUGCAGAAGAGGCCCCCCUCCCUCGCCUUGUGCCCGGCGACCAACAACUGCGUGUCCACCUCCGAGAGGAUAAGCGAUUCCAAUCACUACGCUCCCCCAUGGAAUUACAAUCCCAAGGAUGGCCCCAGGGGUAAACCCAUAAGCAAAGAUGAGGCCAUGAAAGAGCUCAUUGAAGUUGUGACCAAGACAAAGCCGGACAACUUCAGUCCUCGUGUGGUAGAGAAAGGAGACGACUAUGUUCGAGUUGAAUACGAGAGCCCUAUAUUCGGGUUUGUAGACGACGUCGAGUUCUGGUUCCCUCCUGGCAACAAAUCAAUCGUUCAGUACCGAUCGGCGUCUCGGUCAGGAUUCAUCGACUUUAAUGCUAACAAGAAGAGAGUAAAGGCACUGAGAUUGGCACUGGAAAAGAAGGGCUGGGCUUCAGAAAGCACCUUCUGAAUAUGAAUCAGCGUAGCUGUAAAUCGAUCAACUGCCAAGCCAGGAGGAACAGCCAGGCGCACUCACUAUGCAACAAUGGAAUGGAGUCAAAAGGAGGAUGGGCGCCAUUGAGGGGUCAAACCCAACAAGAUCUAGUGUAGUGUACUCCUUUUUUCUUUUUUGACUGCCUAGUGUGCUGCUACUCGACCAGCUUUCAUCCUGAGCACUACUUAACUGACUUAGUGCAUUCCUCCGACACUUAGUGACUAGCUUUCAUCGACCAGGUGUCGAUCACGCGGGACUCCAAAAAGAAACUCAAUAUAUGUUUAAGUUUCAUCAUCCAAGUGGCAAAACAGAGCAAGUGCCAGCUCGGAUGCCAGGUCACCUGAA